Molecule: messenger RNA, 2742 nt
Organism: Pseudomyrmex gracilis
Lineage: Eukaryota; Metazoa; Arthropoda; Insecta; Hymenoptera; Formicidae
Gene: Pgm2a
Product: phosphoglucomutase-2
Exons: 10
Coding region: 686-2503 (605 amino acids)
Biological process (GO): carbohydrate metabolic process; purine ribonucleoside salvage
Molecular function (GO): magnesium ion binding; phosphopentomutase activity
Source: RefSeq, a predicted model, not a curated record
GGUUUUUGAAAGCGAUCAAAUUUCAAACGUAAUCUUGAGAAAAUCGACCACUCGCAGAAACUGUGUCUAUUAUUGUGAGAAAAAAAAUUAGCGAAGACUCUUUGUGGAAAACAAUGUGCGCGCCAAAAGUUGUUGCUUCUGCCAUUGUAUUCCCAUUCCAUUAUUUCCAUUGGGAUAUUUUUCGAUAAAAAAACAAAAAUUUUCAAUUUUGACACCCACACAUUUGUUUUCUACAAAGGGUCCGAGAGUUCAUGUUGAAAGCUCGAAGUAUCGAAAUCGACGAGAUCAAUCGAAAUGAGUUGACGCGCCAUCUCAUUUGGCGUAGAUAAAAACACUUUUCGAACACAAAACGCAUCCGCCAUCUGGAUAGGAAUAUUGAAACUUCAAUUCAGAGGAGAGAGAAGUCGUUUUUUCUCUCUGUCACAAGUCACAAGUGUCAACGCGCGUGCCAAACAAACAGAUGAGGAGGUGUACGUGCGCGAAAGAUCUCAUGAAUCCGUCAUUACAUCAUCAUGUAUGUAGAAUUUGCGGAAAAAAAGAGACUUGUGUUGGAUAUAUGAAUUGAAUUAUUAUUAAGAGAUUGUUUAUGUAUAAAAAACAAUUUAUUCUGAUGCGAGUACUAUUCUAUUGAAUAACGUUAUUUCAAGUUUUGCACGUUAUAAAUCGCAAAUUCACCUCGUGAAUUAUGGCCCUGCGACAUUCAGUAAAUACCGGAGACAGUAAUUUAGACGCCAAGAUCAUCGAAUGGUUACAAUGGAAUAAGGAUCCGAAAGCAGAAGAUAAGAUACUUGAUUACUUAAGUAAUGACAAUAUUAAAAUAUUAUCCAAUUUGUUUCUUAAAAGACUUGAAUUUGGAACUGCUGGUCUUAGAGGUCGAAUGGGACCAGGUUAUAGUCAAAUGAAUGACUUGGUCAUUGUGCAAACCAGUCAAGGAUUAACAAAAUAUUUGAUGGAUACAAUUUUUGAUGUUACACAAAAAGGUGUUGUGAUAGGAUACGACGGUCGUUAUAACAGCAAAAAAUUUGCAGAAUUAACUGCUGCAAUUUUUAUAGCCAAUGGUAUUAAAGUGUAUUUAUUUUCCAAAGUUUGUCCUACACCAUUUAUACCCUACACUAUAGUAAAAUACAAGUGUGCGGCUGGUAUCAUGAUCACUGCCUCUCAUAAUCCAAAAGAUGACAAUGGUUACAAAGUUUACUGGCAAAAUGGAGCUCAGAUUAUUACGCCACAUGAUAAAAAGAUUCAAAAUUACAUUCUUAAUAAUCUCGAACCGCUUGAAUCUUCAUGGGACACAAGCAAGAUCUAUGAAAGUCCUUAUUAUCAAGAUCCAAAAGAUAUUAUUCAAGAAUAUUAUAAAGACUUGAAAGAGAAUGUUUUAUAUCCUGAAGUUAAUAGAAAUACCACGCUUACUUUCACAUAUACUCCCAUGCAUGGUGUUGGAUAUGAAUACAUGGUUGCUGCUUUUGAAGCAGCAAACUUUAAGCCAUUUAUAACUGUGGAGGAACAAAAACUACCAGAUCCAGAUUUUUCUACAGUAAAGUUUCCAAAUCCAGAAGAGGGAAAAAGCGCUCUUGACCUUAGCAUAAAACUAGCAAAUAAAAGUGAUUCUUCUAUAAUACUUGCUAAUGAUCCUGAUGCUGAUAGACUUGCAUGCGCGAUAAAGACAAAAAGUGGAGAAUGGCAUGUCUUUUCUGGAAAUGAACUUGGCGCAUUAUUGGGUUGGUGGAUGAUACACACUUACCAAGUGCUGCAUCCUGCUGCUAAUAUGAAUAACACAUAUAUGUUUGCAUCAACGGUUUCCAGUAAAAUUCUAGCAUCGAUGGCUAAGAAAGAAGGUUUUAAUUUCGAGGAGACUUUAACAGGCUUUAAAUGGAUGGGUAACAGAGCUAUAGAUCUAAUCAAAGAAAACAAAGAAGUCUUGUUUGCAUAUGAAGAAGCUAUAGGUUUCAUGUGUGGUUCUAAGGUUCUAGAUAAAGAUGGCAUUAGUGCUGGUAUACGUGUAGCUGAAUUAGCGGCGUAUCUCGAAACUGUGGGAUUGAGUUUAUCUGAUAAGUUACAGGAGAUAUAUGAAGAAUAUGGACAUCAUAUCAGUGAUAAUUCUUACUGGAUAUGUCACGAUCCGGACACAAUCAAAGCUAUAUUUGAACGAUUGAGAAAUUAUUCUGGCAAAUCGUGUACUUACCCAACCGGAAUUCUAGGCGGAAAAUAUAUAAUAACUGGUAUUCGAGACUUGACUACUGGAUACGAUAAUACAAAACCAGACAAUAAAGCAGUUCUACCUGUAUCAAAGUCCACACAAAUGAUUACAUUCAUAUUUGAAAACGGAUUGGUUACGACUUUAAGAACAAGCGGCACAGAACCUAAAAUAAAAUACUACAAUGAAUUAUGUGGAUUACCUGGAGAGGAUUUGGAGAAAUUAAAAAUCAUUCUCACCGAGAUGGUGUCGGCUAUCGUCACUGAAUUUCUUCAACCUGAAACUAAUCGACUUAUUGCUCGCGACGAAUAAAUAAUACUUGUACAACAGUCAAUAUCGUUUGUCAUCAAUGCAUUAUGUAACAACUAUUUUUGCAAACAAAUGUUACAAAAUGAUUCCAAAUAUCUAGUAUCUUCUUUUUUACGUAAAUCAUAUAUUUAUUUAAUAUAUUUACAUAUAGUAAAUAUUGUUAAACGUAAAAUGACUGUACAUGAUUUUGUUUAUUGUUAGGAUGAAUGAGAGAUAAGUUGAUUAAAUAUUUAUAUAGGUUA